This is a messenger RNA of Acomys russatus (golden spiny mouse), 264 nucleotides long. RefSeq names its product small proline-rich protein 2D-like. The transcript has a single exon. The coding region runs from base 15 to 248 and encodes 77 amino acids. Lineage: Eukaryota; Metazoa; Chordata; Mammalia; Rodentia; Muridae. Gene Ontology annotation, cellular component: cornified envelope. The record is from RefSeq and is a predicted model, not a curated record.
GAGACUUCAGCACCAUGUCUUACCAACAGCAGCAGUGCAAGCAGCCAUGCCAGCCUCCUCCUGUGUGCUUACCCCCGAAAUGCCCAGAGCCUUGUCCUCCCCCAAGGUGUCCGGAGCCUUGUCCUCCCCCAAGGUGUCCGGAGCCUUGUCCUCCUCCAAAGUGUCCGGAGCCAUGUCCCCCUCAGCCAUGCCCUCCUGUGCAAUAUCCUCCACCAUGCCAGCAGAAGUGCCCACCCAAGAGCAAGUGAGGGCCUUGGCAGCCAC